UUUUUGAAGGCUGACCACAAGAGUUAUUAUGUAGCUCAAAUGACCCUCCUGCCUAGACCUUCUGAGUAAGUGAGAUUACAGGCUAUUCACUGCUAUACCUGGCUUGGCUGAGAUCCUAUAUGCUCAUCACCUCGUGGCUAGAACCAGGCUUCAGUCAUGAGGAUCCAUUACCUUCUCUUUGCAUUUCUCCUGGUGCUGCUGUCUCCACUUGCAGCCUUUACCCAAGUAAUCAAUGAUCCAAUAAAAUGCCUAAUCAAUGGAGGCAUCUGCUGGGGUCCGUGCAAAAUUGGUUAUCGACAACAAAUUGGCCAUUGUGGCCUUCGUAAAUUCAGAUGCUGCAAGAUAAGAUCGAUAAAAAGACCAAGAACCACCGAGAUGAAUGAACUGCCAGAGUUUUCCCCUCAUGAAGAUGCACAAAACAAACCAAAUUAAAGUUCUUUGGUUACCUUCUGUAACUCCA
Molecule: messenger RNA, 460 nt
Organism: Mastomys coucha (southern multimammate mouse)
Lineage: Eukaryota; Metazoa; Chordata; Mammalia; Rodentia; Muridae
Product: beta-defensin 4-like
Exons: 3
Coding region: 157-432 (91 amino acids)
Biological process (GO): cell chemotaxis; defense response to bacterium
Cellular component (GO): extracellular region
Molecular function (GO): chemoattractant activity; CCR6 chemokine receptor binding
Source: RefSeq, a predicted model, not a curated record